UUUAAAAGCAAGGGUAUAUUUUGCAAUUUACAAGCAGAUUUUUCGCGAUUGUUUUCAUUACUAUUUAAGUGCAAGCAAAGUAAAAUAAAGUGUAUUAAAAUAUAAAAACACGCAAUUAAAAUGCGUGAACUACCAAAAACACUCAGCAUUACGGUGACCACACCAGGUAGUACAGUGCCAUCGGGAGCGCCAUCCUCCGCUGGUAGGCAAGCUAGCCUUGAAGAUAUACAUUUAGAUCAGUUCCUCAAAACAUCUAACUAUGAAGAUACAGUGAAACAAUUAGACAUAUACUAUGGCAUCGUCAAACGACAAUUACUGCGCUAUCAAAGCCCCAUAACAGGUCUAUUUCCGGUUAUGAGUACAGAUCAUGAAGUGGGCUCCGUACGUGAUAGUGUUUACUGUGCAGCAGCUGUGUGGAGUUUAUAUCAAGCUUAUCGUCGUAUUGAUGAUGACCGCGGCAAAUCCUACGAAUUGGGUCAAUCGACCGUAAAGUGCAUGCGCGGCAUUCUAGAGUGUUGGGUGAAACAGGCUGGUCGUGUGGAAGUUUUCAAAACGCGUCAAUCCAAUCAACAUGCUUUGCAUAGUAAAUUUCAUUUGCAUACUGGUGAAGAAAUUUACGCCGACGAUGCAUACAAUCAUUUGCAAAUCGAUUUAGUGUCCCUGUAUUUAAUAUUUUUAGUGCAAAUGAUCACAUCUGGUUUGCAAAUCAUUUACACGCAGGAUGAAGUUGCUUUUGUGCAGAACUUGGUUUAUUAUGUUGAGCGUGCCUAUCGCACACCCGAUUUCGGCAUGUGGGAGCGUGGUUCCAAGUACAAUAAUGGCACCCCAGAAAUACAUGCUUCAUCUAUUGGCAUGGCUAAAUCCGCUUUGGAAGCAAUUAACGGUUGCAAUCUGUUUGGUGAGAAGGGCGCCUCGUGGAGCGUCGUUUAUGUAGACAUUGAUGCGCACAAUCGCAAUCGCAGUAUUUUUGAGACAAUGCUGCCGAGAGAAUCCAGCUCUAAGGGUGUGGACGCCUCAUUGUUAUUGACAUUAUCAUUUCCCGCCUUUGCUUCGCACGAGGAACGCUUAGUAGAGCAAACGAAGCAUAAUGUCAUUACGCGUUUGCGUGGCAAACGUGGCUUCAAACGCUUCAGUCGUGAUGGUUUUCUUAGCAAACUUGAAGAAAAAAAUAAACGCUACUAUCACAACGGCGAACUGAAAGACUUCGAAGGUCACGAAUGUGAAUGGCCGCUGUUUUAUAUUGAAAUGAUCAUUGAUGGCGUCUUCAAGAGCAACUCGGAGCAAAUUGAAGAAUAUCAAAAUGAAUUGCGCAAUUGCUUGCACACUGAUGUCAAUGGUGAUCCCGUGGUCACUAUGUAUUAUGCGCCAGAUGGUGACGGUUCCUACGUGCGCUCACCCUCGCAAUCACUUUUCCUUUGGGGACAAUCCAUGUUUAUCAUUGCGCAGCUACUAACCGCUGGUCUACUACACAUCAAUGAAUUGGAUCCCAUACGCCGUUACCUGCCGAGCUACAAUCGCCCACGACGCGGUGGUCGUUACUCAGCAUUUCAGGGAAAAGCCACCGAUGACAAACAUGCCACACCGCGUGUACCAUUAAUACUGGAUAUCAAAGAGGGCACCGCCACGGAUUUGGUCGUGCAGAUUGUCUUGAUUGCGGAAUCGCAACGCUUGCAGGCAAUGAUGGCCACAUAUGGCAUACAAACGCAAACACCGCACGAGGUUGAACCCGUGCAAAUUUGGUCUUCCACCGAACUUAUCAAAGUCUAUCAACAUUUAGGAGUAAAUAAUAAAGUUGGCCUAACCGGUCGCCCGGGCCGUCCCGUUGGCUCAUUAGGCACGAGUAAAGUAUAUCGUAUCUGCGGCAUGACUGUACUUUGUUAUCCACUCAUUUUUGAAGUGUCCGAUUUCUAUUUGUAUCGUGACAUGGCGCUACUGAUUGACGAUAUUAAAACCGAGUUGCAGUUUGUGGGCAAAUACUGGCGUCUCUCUGGACGUCCGACAGUGUGUCUGCUGAUACGCGAGGAGCAUAUGCGUGAUCCGCAAUUCAAAGAAAUGCUCAACUUGCUGGCUAUGUUGAAGAAGGGCUACUGUGAUGGCAUGAAGGUGCGCAUUGGGCGUCUGCAGAACUUGAUAAGCAGCUCAUGCAUUGAACAUCUUGACUUUAUGAACCAAACCAAUUUGCCGGACAAUGAAAACGCCUUUGUGCAGAUUAAUCAUGAGUACAUCGGCUAUCAGUCGUUGACCGACGUGCCGAAAGCGCAGUCCUAUGUAGAGCAGAAAAUCUCGCUAGAUCACUUUAAAAACAGACCCACACCCGAAAUCAUCGAGACCAUGCGCAACACCGAGUCCGUUUAUUGCCUCUGUCAGCUGUGGGGCAUUUUAUUGGAGCGCGAGGGUCCCAAUUUCGAAGUGAAUGGCCUGAGCGUCAAUCAAGCGCUAACACAACUCUAUCAUCGUUCCGGUUCGUUGCGUUACUGGCGCGCUGUGCGUUAUUGUUCCUCUCUUCUCCACCACAUAGUCGAUUCGAUCAGUCCGUUCAUCACCACGGUGUUGGUCAAUGGCAAGGAGUUGACUGUAGGCGUCAUCGGGCAAAAGGAGACGAAUUUCGAUAAACCGAUGACACCGGCGGAGAUACAGAAUGUCAUGUACACGACCGUACAACCCUACAAUGUGAUACAGGCAGUGUUGCAGCAAGAGGUGGUACUGUAUUGUGGACGUUUGAUCGCCACAAACCCUUCCAUGUUUAGGGGUAUAUUGAAGAUACGCGUCGGCUGGGUUUUGGAAGCUAUGCGUCUCUACUUGCAGAUGUCUGGGCAGGAAUCGAUUGAUUUGGAAAACCUUUCUCCCUUCCAAGUGCGCAUACUCUUGCAAAAGGUGCUGACUGUUUCUGAAUGGGCUGCAGAGGAAAAACUCACCACUUUACAACGCCGCCAAUUGGAAGGCUGCCUCUGCCGCGUACCAAAACAUUUCUACAACAAAAUCUGGGAAAUUUUGCAACGCACACAAGGUAUUACCACACAGGGACAUCUGUUGCCCUCUGCACCGACACUUGUGAAUAUGAGUCGUGGUGAGAUCACUUUUUCAUUGCUGGUGGAGGAGACUUUAAUGUGUAUAGACUGUCCGGAGAGGCGUCAAAUCACUGUAGAACUCUUAUGCAUCAUCGCCACAAUCUUGAAUCGCAAUCCGGAGUUGCAUUUCAAGCAAGCGCUUGAUAUCGAUGACAUAAUCAGCGAGGCGUUCGGCAUGUAUUGCAAGGACAACAACAUCGAACGUCAGAAUGACAACAACAUGCGGCCCUUCUAUGCACUCAUUUAUACCGAAACCACCGGCUAUUUGGCGCGCGCCGCUGUCAACAAAGUGCUGCAAGGUGGCGCUUUAUCGACACUAGAUGAGUUCUCGAAUGGCACGGACCAAUUGCGUUAUGAGACGUGUCAUGUUUCUUAA
Bactrocera tryoni is the source of this 3444-nucleotide messenger RNA. Its product is annotated as probable phosphorylase b kinase regulatory subunit beta. Bases 121 to 3444 code for a protein of 1107 amino acids. Gene Ontology annotation, molecular function: calmodulin binding. NCBI's taxonomy places the organism in Eukaryota, Metazoa, Arthropoda, Insecta, Diptera, Tephritidae. The transcript is spliced from 17 exons. Gene Ontology annotation, cellular component: phosphorylase kinase complex. The record is from RefSeq and is a predicted model, not a curated record. Gene Ontology annotation, biological process: glycogen metabolic process.